AUGAGUACUGAAGUAGAUAUAAAACACCCUGCUAUUGUUAUCCCUACACCGUCAGCUUCACGACUGGCUUCGAAGAUGACCGAAAAUGAUCUUCCUAGGCAUGGAAAAAUUCCAAACACGAGGGUCCAAUUAGGAACAUCAUCUUUUCUGCCAUCAUCCCAGCAGAUUAAUUUGCCCAUGGAGAUCAUCCAGAAAGUCGGCUCUGUUUCUGCGACUAACUCCAAGAGUAAUGAUGUUUUGUUGACGACAGAUUCCAUAAUCAAUGAACUAAAAUCCCUGGCUAAGUCCAUGUUGGAUGCUACGAACGCUGCUCGAAAUCGUGCAAGCACGCUUGAGAACCGUCGGUCUUAUGAGGCUUUGAUGAGUGCCAUUGAAAAUCGGUCCAAAACUAUUUCUGGAAAUGACAUAAAGGCAUCGGAAAAUAUCACCAAAUUUGCAGAUAAGUCAAUAAAAGAGCGACAUCCCAACACUAAUCCAGAUGUAAAGACAUCUGGUUUAUUUUCCUCGAUGCCGAUAUUACAGAAAUUAUCGACCACUGCUCCAGCAGCUAGUAAUCUAAACGUGAUUGAAUCUACAGAAGAAAAUAACCACGUACAAUCUCACAUAGAAUUGGUGGAAUCCACUGACAAGAAUAUACAGGAACUUGAAGCUGAGCAUAUCACGGAUAUACCUGCUUCACUAAGCCAAAAACAUUCAACGAAGCAUACAGAAGGUGAAGGGCAUCGUAUAGCUGUGGAUCACAUAAAUAAAGUUAGCAAUAUCAGUACAUUCCUAGCUACUGAUCAGGAUAGUCAUAUCAUGCCCCAGUUGCAUAUGGAUCCAACAAACUCACCUAUCGUGGACGAUAUCAGUGAUAUAGAUGAGGGGGAUGCAAAUGUAUACAAUGGGGUCAAGACUCAGACCUUUUUCAAAUCUACGGAUCCAGAUACUUAUCGGGAUAUUGUGGCUUCGGUGUGGAAGCCAGAGUCUCUCCUACGCGCGGAGGAUGGAACGACAUAUCCGUAUAAAAAAAAUAGUUCUAAUAAGAAUGGUUACCCUUCCCAUCAUGAAACUGAAGGUGACAUCCACUCUGAUAGAAGUAGCAAUAGCAAUCAAAGCUGCCCUGAUGUAUGUAAUGAAGACAUAAGGUUUUCUCAUGAUUAUGAUGACCAUGCCUUAGGUAGCAUCGGAAAGUCGAAACAACAUUCGAAUCAAAAGCAUCAGCGAGUAUUUAGAGUUCCAGCCUUUCCCUAUGGAGGUGGUAUCACAGAUGAGCAGGCUAUCGAGUUGAGCCAUUUGUUUAAAAAGGUCAUAUCAUAUGGCUGCAAUCAUUAUCAUCGUAACAGUGGUAACAACAGGAGGAUGAGCGAAAAUUUUCCGAAAUACAUAUCUAAGAAAGAUUUUGAUGCGCAUAAUUACACUGAGGUUCCUUCUUAUGCAGAGAUGAAGCCUUUCAAAACAACAUCACCCUUUGAAUUUGUCACAGAGGUUGAGAAUAGCGUUAUAUUCGAUGUCCUGAGUGCUCGCGAGAAGAGACGUCGGGAUUUUCGUCGGCUAGCCAAGCAAGGCCUUACCCCUGUAACGAUUGGAACUUUCAACCUGCGUGUUAUCAUGGACCCUGCCAAGACCGGCUUCGAGGACGAGAAAACUUUCCCUAUUGUGAAAGGGGAUAUUAUUGCUGACCGCUAUAAGAUUGUGCAGCUGCUUGGAAAGGCUACCUUUAGUCGGGCUGUGUGUUGCUAUGAUCUUCAUCGCCCGAUUUACGGAGAUGACGUGGAGGAUGCCUGUGAGGAAGAAUACGUGGAGGACGACGUCGUUGGAGCUAUCUAUGCCGAUCCAAAUGCAUGCGAAGAUGAGGGCACGAUGGAUUUGAUUAAAAAUCACAACUCAACAACGAAGAGACACUCUGGAUCCAAAAAAGAACGCAAACGCAAAGUGAUCGGCUUCGUAGAGGUUUGUCUGAAAAUUAUUAAUAACUCAAAGGACUUUUUUGACCAAUCGCUUGACGAGAUUCGACUGCUAACGCUUCUUAACACGCAAAGAGACCCAGAUGAGGUGCACAUUCUUCGUCUUAUUGAUGCCUUCUACUACAAGGAGCACACCAUGCUCGUCACCGAGCUCCUUUCCGACAACCUCUACGAAUACAGCAAGUACAACCGCGAGGAGGAGACGGAGUUGUAUUUCACCCUUCCACGUAUUCGCCGGAUUGCCCGACAAAUCGUCGAGGCCCUCGCCUAUGUUCAUAGCUUGAACAUCAUCCACGCGGACCUCAAACCGGAGAAUAUCCUCUUCCUCUCACACCGCCGCUGCAUUGUGAAGGUGAUCGACUUUGGCAGUAGCUGUUUUCUUAGCGAUCACCUCAGCUCCUACAUCCAAAGCCGAAGUUACCGUGCGCCUGAGGUGAUCUUCGGCUGCGAUUACGACGGCCGCAUCGACGUCUGGUCCCUCGGCGCGAUUCUCUUCGAAUUAGUCACCGGUGAGGUUCUUUUCGCGUCCGAGACGGCGCCCGAGAUGCUUGCCCGCAUUGUUUACGUCUGUGGGCGGCCCUUUCCCCGGCAGAUGCUUUGGGAGGGCCGGCAUACGCGUGAUUUUAUCAACAAAUUUGGCUGUAUUUACGAGGUCGGGAGUAGUCAGGCCCAUCACCCUGACAACACAGAUGGCCUCGACGUGGAGGGAAUCGAUAGCCGUGAGGAAGCACCCUAUUAUGUGUACACCCCUGUCCUCAUGACCUCCUCUAAAUUCACAAAAGCGGCCUCCAAGGGGGUUGAGGUGUCUAAAAUCUCAUCCAAGGAUUCCCAAGAGGCAAGUAGAAGCUUCAGGGGGGAUCGAAAUAAUAAUAGUCGAACCGAUUUACAGAGCACAACGGAGUGCGCGUUAGAGUUUGAGGGAGAAGGAGUGGGUUCUUCAUCUGUUUGCACAGAGAUUGAGGGCCCGUAUCGCGUGUUAAGGAAGAAAUUAAUGGAGUUUGGUAUGACUAAUGAGCCUUUUUUUUCCUUUGUCGAAGCAUGUCUUACAUUAGAUCAUAAAAAACGGCCAACAAGUGCGGAACUGCUUACUCAUGAGUUUAUAGCCAAUGAAAGGGUAUAG
Messenger RNA from Phytomonas sp. Hart1, 3066 nucleotides. The record is from the annotation of a GenBank genome assembly. NCBI's taxonomy places the organism in Eukaryota, Euglenozoa, Kinetoplastea, Trypanosomatida, Trypanosomatidae.